AUGAAACAACCCCAUCACAUCCUCUUUCUGUUCGAAAUCCUCGAAGAAAUCCUCCUCCAUCUCGACGCUACCACUCUCCUGCUCUCCCAGAGAGUCUGCACCUUUUGGCACGCCCUUAUCAAAAAGUCCACGCGCUGCCAAAUCGCCCUCUUCUUCAAACCGUCCACUGUCCCCUUAACCCCGCUCACAAACCGCACUCUCAACCCUUUCCUCACCAAACCCCUCCUCAAAUACUUCCUCCGAAAACAACACCCCCUACCACAACCGCCGAAAUGCCAAACCUACUCACAAAUCCAAUCUGAUCGAGGCUACACCUUCUGCCGCCCUGAGGCCAGCUGGCGAGAAAUGCUCCUCCAACAGCCCCCCGCUCUGCGAGUCGGUGUCGUUGAAACUCAUCACAACGGGACUCAAAGAGUGGCUUUCACCGAGACGGUCUUCCAGCCGGGGGGGAAAUUCAUUCGGAUGAAGGAUCUGGAAGGGCCAGUGUCGGACGGGUUUUUGUUGCCGGCGAUAGAUUGUCCUGUUUUUUGGACGGAUUGCGUGUGCAGGCCGCCUGGGCGGGGAAGAGGUUCGCGGGGGCAUUUGGAGUGUGGGAAGGAGGUCGCUAGGAGGCAGUUGAAACGGUGUGAUCUGGUGGUGAUUGCUAAGGGGCCGUUUCGGUUGCCGUUACCGGAACUGGGGAUUGAGAGGAGGGAGGAGAGGACUUCGUUGAGAAAGUGGUUGGAGUCGUUGGUGGAACGGAUGGGGGAGGUGAAGGAGACGCAUGGGAAGGUGUGUGAAGGAUGA
Molecule: messenger RNA, 786 nt
Organism: Aspergillus sclerotioniger CBS 115572
Lineage: Eukaryota; Fungi; Ascomycota; Eurotiomycetes; Eurotiales; Aspergillaceae
Product: F-box protein
Exons: 1
Coding region: 1-786 (261 amino acids)
Molecular function (GO): protein binding
Source: RefSeq, a predicted model, not a curated record